CCCAGAGUCGGUCACGACUGGACUUAACAUCAGGGGAAACCUUUAUCUUUACUUAAACUGGAUUAUAUGGCAGCGUAGAGUCAGAGAACCCGGUUCAAGGCAGAUAAUGUGGAUUUGUCUGCGUUCAUAAUCUGGGGUCCCUUCCACACAGCUGAAUAACAUCCACAUUGAACUGGAUUAUAUUAUUGAUUUGGUUUACGGUUGAUUAAGACAUCUAGAAAAAGAAAAUGAAGGAAAACUGCCAUUUCUAGAUGUCCUAGUCAUCCGUAAACCCAAUCAACAAUUGGGCCACACAGUCUACAGAAAACCUACACACACGGAUAGAUACCUACAUAAAACUCCAACCAUCAGCCAGAUCAAAAACGAAGCACAAUUACAGCUCUGGUGGCCGUGCAAUAGGAAUCUGUGAAGCCCACCUCCUCCAAGGGAAACGGAACCACCUAAACUGGGCUCUACAGGCCAAUGGAGACUCUACCACAGACAUCAGAAGAGCUGCAAGGCCAAGAAUAAGCCACAAGAGUCAAGAUAAAGAUCCACCCAGAGGGAAGCUGAUGAAGAAGCACAACCUACAAACUAUCUACAGACCCGCUAAGAAAAUCCAACCAAUGCUAUGUUCUGCAAAGGACAAGAGGGAUCCUCUCACCUCUGCAGGAGUCUCCAGCAGUGGUUCUCAACCUGUAAACUGGCUGGGAUUUCUGGGAGUUGUAGGCCAAAACACCCAGGGACCCACAGGUUUAGAACCAUGGGUCUACCGUAUAUCAUCCAGCUGUGGACAAGUCUACAUAGGGACCACCAAAUGCAGCAGCAUUGCCCAGUCACGAAUCAAGAAACAUGAAAGAUGCUGCAGAUUAACUCAACCAGAUAAGUCAGUCAUAGUAGAGCACUUGAUGAACCAACCUGGACACAGCAUAUUAUUUAAACAACUCAGACAACCAUGUCGGACUGCACAGAGAUGCCAUUGAAUUCCACAAGCACAUGGACAAUUUCAACAGAAACCAUGAAAAUGACCAAAUCUGGACCGUCUGCUUUGAUAAUCUGGAUUAUAUACCAGUGUAAGAGAGAAAAAUAUAAAAAGACACAUCAACGGGUCCUGGAGCAAAUCAAGCCUGGACUCUCCUUAGAAGCCAAGAUGACUAAACCGAGGCUUUGGCUACAUCAUGAGAAGGAAUUCCAGGAAUGUCUUAAUGAUCAGUGUCGAUGACAACCUGUGAAGGAGAAAGGACGGCCUUGGCUCCAGUGGGCAUGAACUGGAUCUUCUCCAGGGAGACGCAGGAAGGAGGGGAAAGGAGAUCUUCUCCAGCAUAUUUUCAGUGCCUCCCUAGGAAGAAAGGAAUGUGCGGAGGGUGGUGCUUUUCUGUAGUUAGCAAUGCCCAUGCGUCAUGGAGUGCUGUGUGUCUUUGACUUCUUUCAGGCUCAACAGCGGAACAUGAGGCUCAAAAUGACCCCAAGGUGUUCCUGAAUCCCACCUUCAUGGCAGCCUUUCUAUUUAAUGGCUCCGACAAAUGGAAUUGGCAGAAAAAGCUGCUUUCAGAGAAGAAAGAAGGAGAAAGAGAAAGAGGAGGAGAACAACCAUGGCACCGCCCCCGUCUCCGCUGCCUCCCUUCUGCCUUUAUUUGAGGCAGAGCAUUACAAAGAGAGCCUUUGAGGAGAGAAGCAGAGAGAAGAAGCAUCAUUUGCCCCCUUGGCUGAGAGGAGAGGAGAAAGCAAGCAAGCAAGCAAGCAGGUGCUUGAUUGCUAGAAGACAUUCAUUCGGUGAACAGAAACGAAGACAUUCAGAUGAGGAUGGGGCAGCAAUUCUUCCUGUUUCUGCUUUUGGGAGCCAUUGCCACACUUCAGUGUAAGGAGCUUUCCAUUCGCAGUAAACGAGGGACACGGGGAGCCUCAUCAUCAAGAAGAGUUUUAUGCAAAGACCAGACGACCCAACAGGUGUAUCAGCAGAGGGAGAGUUGGCUACGGCAAGCGAACCGACGCAUUGAAUAUUGUCGGUGCGAGAGCAGAGGCAUUUCCUGCCAUGCAGUACCUGUGGAAGGCUGUUUGAAGCCACGGUGUUUCAAUGGAGGCCGCUGCCAACAACCGUUAUACUCAUCUAACCUCUUCAUCUGUUUGUGCCCGCCGGGCUUUUCGGGGAAACACUGUGAGAUUGAUGCCAAAGCUACUUGCUACCAGGAUGCCGGAGAAACCUACCGUGGGACGUGGAGCAUCACUGAGACUGGAGCUGCCUGCUUAAACUGGAACAACAGUGCCUUGAUCAAUAAGCGGCACAACGCGCGCCGGCCAAAUGCCAUGAUGCUGGGGAUUGGCAAUCACAACUAUUGCCGGAACCCAGAUAAGGACCACAAGCCCUGGUGCCACAGCUUCAAAGGCGGAAAAUAUACCUGGGAACACUGCAGCAUCCCUUCUUGCUCUGACAAAAAGCACACGUGUUUUUCCGGGAGGGGCACAGACUAUAGAGGCAGCUACAGCCACACACGCUCCGGCGCCACUUGCCUGAGGUGGGACUCCCAGAUAAUUGCCAAGAAAGUCUACACUGCUUCAAAGGUUAAUGCGCAGCAGCUCGGCCUCGGGAGCCACAACUUCUGCCGGAAUCCUGACAACGACACCCAGCCAUGGUGCCACGUUCUCAAGGGCAGGCAGCUCAAGUGGGAAUACUGUGACAUACCGAUCUGUUCCUCCUGUGGAUUGAGGAGACAGCGAGUGGCCCAGUUCCGGAUCAAAGGAGGCCUCUUCUCGCACAUCGAGUCCCACCCGUGGCAAGCAGCCAUUUUCAUCAGGUCCCGACAAGCAGACGGCUUCAUCUGUGGAGGGAUCCUGAUCAGUUCUUGUUGGGUCCUCUCAGCCGCCCACUGCUUGGAGGAGAACACUGCCACCAGCCGCCUCAAAGUGGUGUUGGGAAGAACUUCCCGGGUGAAUCCUGAAAACACCGAACAGGUCUUCCAAGUGGAGAAAGUCGUCUUGCAUAAAGCAUUUGCUCCAUCAACGUUUGACAACGACAUUGCGCUGCUGAAGCUGAAAUCCGUGUCCGAAGAGUGUGCAGUAGAAACCGAAUCGGUUCGCCCCGCCUGCCUCCCCGAACCUGGGCUCAGGCUGCCUGAGUGGAGUGAAUGUGAAGUCUCCGGCUACGGCAAACAUGAGGAAUUUUCUCCUUUCUUCUCGGAGCGUCUGAAGGAAGGGCACGUGAGGCUGUAUCCAGACAGCCUCUGCAAACCCCAACAACUUCAUAACAGGACUGUCACUGAGAACAUGCUCUGUGCGGGAGACACCAGGCAACUGGAUGACGCCUGCAAGGGAGACUCUGGAGGCCCUCUGGUUUGCCUAAAAGAUGGCCGGAUGAUUCUCGUGGGGAUUGUCAGCUGGGGCGUGGGCUGCGGGAAGAAAGAUACCCCCGGCGUCUACACAAAUGUGGUUCGUUAUCUGGAUUGGAUUCAGGAGAACAUGAAGGCCUAAGCUUCGCCACCCUUCACUUGCUCCAGGAUCUCCUCGGCGGAAGGGACGCUUGCACAAGACGCUGAUCUCACGUGAAUCCCACUGAGGUAAUGGCAUUUGUGAGAGGGGAGAACACUUGGCGAAAGCUUGGAAACAUGUCUUUUCUAUGGACUACCAUUCCCAGAAUCACCCAAGUGGCAAUGCUGACUGAGGCAUGAUAGAAGUUGUAGGGGAGCCUGAAUGUCCUGGCCCAGCUGCACAGAGCCUCCCUCUUCCCUCCUAAAGCAAUUUUUUUUUCGUGUCAGGAGCAACUUGAGUCGCUUCUGGAGUGAGAGAAUUGGCCGUCUGCAAGGACGUUGCCCAGGGGACGGACGGAUUUUUUUUGGAUGUUUUUACCAUCCUUGUGGGAGGCUUCUCUCAUGUCCCCGCAUGGAGCUGGAGCUGAUAGAGGGAGCUCAUCCGCACUCUCCCCGGGUGGGAUUCGAACCUGGCAGCCUUCAGGUCAGCAACCCAACCUUCAAGUCACUUAGUCCACUACGCCAUCUGGGGGCUCCUCUUAAAGCAAUAAUCUGGACGGUUGGUUUAUUUGUGCACUACUCCGACGUCGGAUACAGCUGCACACAAUCCCUCCUCCACAAGAAAGUGUUUCGGAGAAGAUUCUGGAGCUGAAGGCGUUGCAAGUAUGUACCAAACGCAGUCUUGUGGACUUGCUGAGACUUACACAUAUAAGAUGGUCCUGUAAGUGCAUUUCUAGAAGCAUUUGGAAGCCAAACUUUUGGUCAGUCAUUUCAUAAAGAGGGCAGGUUAGCAUUCCGGACUUCGUGGCCUGCCCAGAAUGAAGAAACAAGGCCAGUAUAAAAUCCGAGGUACAAAAGAGAUCCACAGCUUGGAAAAGUUCUUUUUUUUUGAACCACAUCUCUUAAGUAUCCCCUCCCAGAAAACUUUCCAAGCUCUGAAGAGAUUUCUGGUGAUGUAAUUGCCAAAAACUUCUUUAUUAUUUAAUUAUUUUUUUUUAAAGUAAUGGGGACCACACUUCGACCCAAACAAGUCUCAUUUCAGCUAAGCUGCUUUUUUGGAUCAUUUUCACAUUUCCCUCUCCUUUGCAGAGAGAUUAUUUUUAUACUGUGUGGGUAUUUAACACAAGAAUGUUGACAUUUUUGGAUGUAUGCAUGAAUGAUGAUCUUCUGAUGCUUGAAAAGUCUGGUUUAAUGUUGUCCCUUGUGUGUAUAUUCAGUGCAUUAAAUUACAUUAAACUCCCACUUCCACAAA
Anolis carolinensis (green anole) is the source of this 4692-nucleotide messenger RNA. It is a transcript of the gene plat, whose product is annotated as plasminogen activator, tissue type. The transcript has 18 exons. NCBI's taxonomy places the organism in Eukaryota, Metazoa, Chordata, Lepidosauria, Squamata, Anolidae. Gene Ontology annotation, biological process: smooth muscle cell migration; platelet-derived growth factor receptor signaling pathway; plasminogen activation. Gene Ontology annotation, cellular component: extracellular region. Bases 1777 to 3444 code for a protein of 555 amino acids. Gene Ontology annotation, molecular function: serine-type endopeptidase activity. The record is from RefSeq and is a predicted model, not a curated record.